CAAAUUUUCUAUGUUCACGGGAUUUGGCCUCAGUCACCUUCGGAGACUCAAUCUAAUCGGACGCGAAAAUCACAAAAAAGAGGAUUAACUCUGUUCCAGAACAAAAUAAAAGUUGAAAAGUUGUAAAAAAAAACUUGGAUUAAAAGAAAAUUCCGACAAAAUGGGGAAGAGUACAAUCUUCCUUUUACUCAUUGUCUCCGUGACAUACUGCUACGCUUCCUUGCAGUCUCGUUUGGCACGACGAAGCAUUGACCUAGCAGCAGCUCAUUCCCUAAUUCCCGAUACCCGAUUGCCGUUAAAUGUGGUGCCAAACUGCUAUACGUUGGAUAUUCGUCCCAAUUUUGAGGAUAAUGUCUUCAGUGGGCACGUGAAGAUUAAUGUUUCAGUCCUUGAGGAUACAGAUACGAUUUGGCUUCAUGCGCAUUUCGAUUUGGAAAUUCAGGAGUCGGAAAUUAAAGUUUUGCAGAUCAAGCCAGAACACAUCGACGCCGACAAACAAGGACUUGAAGUAAAAUUGAAGCGCAUCGAUCGUCAAGUCAAAAAACCAAUCCUGGAACUUCAUUUGCAAGAAAAAGCUGUCAAAGGAACCUUAUUCGAGAUUCACAUCGCCUUCAAUGGCAUCAUGUGGGAAGGCGCUCAAGGACUUUUCCGCGGAACAUAUCACGAAAAAGACGGAUCCGCGAAGAAAUUUGUCGCAACUCAUUUCCGACCGAAUGACGCUCGUCGGAUGUAUCCGUGCUUCGAUGAACCCGGAUAUAAAGUUCCCUAUUGCGUGAGCAUUGGACGCCCGAAAGACUUGAAAACGCUCUUUGUGACACCUUUGAAGAGCACAAAACCAAUUGAUGAAAACUACGUUCUUGAUUCAUUCGAAACAACGCCCCCAAUUUCUACUUACGCUCUUGGAUUUUUGAUUUCUGACUUGAAACAAGUUCCCAAAGCUGACGGAUGCAAAUGUGAGAUCCAAGUUUGGGCUCGUGCUGACUUGGCGGAGGACUUGAAGCCAGUUUAUGAGAAAGUUGGCAAGAUUUUGACGUCGGUGAGUGAAUAUUUGGGCACGGAUUAUCCGUUGAAGAAGUUGGAAAUUGUUGCGUUGCCGGGAUUGAAUUCCGUUAAGCCGAUCGAUGUUUGGGGAUUGUUGAUUUUCAAGGAAUCUGACUUACUUUCCAAAGGCUACUACAAUCUCGCCCAAGAACUCAUCUACAACUGGCUUGGCGCUUACGUAACUCCCGCCUGGCACUCGGAUGCUCACGUUAACAAGGCAAUUGCUGGCUUCCUCGCUGCCUCAACUGUCAUCGAAAUCGACGGCGGCUCCGAAUUCGAAGGAAAAUACCCCAUGACCAUCCUGUACUCGAUUUACUACGAAUUCAGCAAACGUUAUCCGCAUUCCCGCAUCACCGGCAUGAAACAAGAAACGACUUGCAGCAAAACCGAAUUAGUUCUUCGCAUGCUAAACUACACUUUGGGCGGCGAAACCUUCAAAAAAGCCAUUCGCACGUUCAUCGACACGCACAAACACAGCACCUUCAAGGCCGAAAGUGUCUGGGAUGCGCUCACGAAGCAAGCGCGCCUCGACAAAUUACUCGACGACAAAACGAGCAUCAACGAAAUCGCAAAUUCGUGGAUUGAGAAGGACCGGAUCCCGGUUGUUAACGUAAAACGCGAUUACAAGGGAAAAGCAGCACUCGUGACGCAACGCGUAUUUUUGCGAGAACGCCCGCAUGACGUCCCCGAACGCGAUAAGCUGCUUUGGUGGAUCCCCUUGGUCGUCGAUCGCGAAGAUAAAUUGAAUUUUGACAGUUUUACGCCGCAAGCUUGGAUGCGCGGAGAACGUCAAUUAACGCUGAAGGACAUGCCCGACACCGAUAAGUUCAUAAUUAUCAAUCCGGAGGAAAUUGGUCCGUUCCCCGUGAAUUACGACGAGAAAAAUUGGAAUUUGAUUGCCGCGUAUUUGCAAAGUGAGAAAAGGAACGAAAUCCCGGUCUUUACAAGGGCGAAACUUUUGCAUGACGCGUGGAAUCUCGCUUAUGCCGGAAAUUUGUCGUUCGUUAAUGCUUUUAAUAUGACUCUCUUUAUGAAGCACGAACGGAAUCAUUUGGUUUGGAAUCCAGUUUUUACCUUUAUUGAUCACAUUGGUAAACAUAUCGAUAGUUCGCCGGUUCAUAAGAAGUUUGAGACGUACGUUCGCAACCUCCUCACGCCAUUAUACGAAGACUUGGGCCCCGCAAAAGAUGGCGAGCCAAGCUGCAAAGUAACUCUUCGUUCACUCUCAAAGACCUUCUUGUGUCGCGCUGGAUACAAACCAUGCAUCCAAGAAGCUCAAGAUGCCUACAAAAAAUGGAUGGAUGACACAACUCCCGAUGAAGGAAAUCCUGUUGCCAAUCAAUACAUUUGUCCCGUCUUCAAAUGGGGCACACAAGAAGAAUGGGAAUUCGGUCUUCAGCGUGUCAUUAACUUCCCAGCAUCGCGUAAACAGAGCGAACGAACGUAUUUGUUGAAGACGUUAGCUGGAUGUCCAUUGCAAAAGGAAAAGACACAGAAGCUGCUGACUGUCACGUUAUUGGAAGAAAAUGGAAAUUUCACGGAAAAUGAUGUUUUCCUCAUUUUCAGCAUGUUGACAAGUGGCUCGAAUGGCUACACGACGUUGUUGGAUUUCAUUCAAACGAAUUGGGAGACUCUUAAAACGAGAUACCAAGAACGCACCAACCUCUGGGACAACAUGAUCAGCUCAGCAACUGGCUCCUUCAACACGCAAGACGGCUUUGAACGCGUGCAAAAGCUCUACAACGAUCAUCGCGGACAAUUUGCCAGUGCCGAGCACAUAAUCGAGAAAAACUUGAAAAACAUCAAAGAAGAGUCGAAAUGGAGUGACGAAAAUUUGCCCGUGAUCGAAAAAUGGUUGGACGAGCACUUGAGUCAAGAUGCCAACGACUCGAAAUUCAUGGGAAAAUAGACGUGACUUAGGAUUUUAAGGAGAAAUUUUUUUUAUUUGAGAUUUUUCUCUCAAAUGCAAUAAAUGAGAAAUUUUUAAAUGCA
Messenger RNA from Culicoides brevitarsis, 3033 nucleotides. Its product is annotated as aminopeptidase N. The transcript has 9 exons. The record is from RefSeq and is a predicted model, not a curated record. Gene Ontology annotation, molecular function: metallopeptidase activity; zinc ion binding. Bases 161 to 2950 code for a protein of 929 amino acids. Lineage: Eukaryota; Metazoa; Arthropoda; Insecta; Diptera; Ceratopogonidae. Gene Ontology annotation, cellular component: cytoplasm. Gene Ontology annotation, biological process: proteolysis.